Sardina pilchardus (European sardine) is the source of this 1872-nucleotide messenger RNA. RefSeq names its product WD repeat domain 76 (gene wdr76). Gene Ontology annotation, cellular component: nucleus. Gene Ontology annotation, molecular function: DNA binding; protein binding. The transcript has 15 exons. The record is from RefSeq and is a predicted model, not a curated record. Gene Ontology annotation, biological process: regulation of DNA damage checkpoint. NCBI's taxonomy places the organism in Eukaryota, Metazoa, Chordata, Actinopteri, Clupeiformes, Clupeidae. Bases 119 to 1753 code for a protein of 544 amino acids.
UGCACGAGGCAUUAAAGGAAAUACACAGGAUCUUGUUGUUACUUACUUUGUAGUUCCACGACUUGAAGAAAGUUUGACUACUCUGAACUCCAGGACAACGUUAUAACGUCAUUCAACUAUGAACAACGACAUCUUAAGACAUUCUUCCGAGGAUAAAUCAGACUAUUUUGUGAAAAUGCACUUAACGGAGGAGGUGACUCCUCAGGAUCCUGACCGAGCACAACCUAAUGGAACAUCCGAAAUUGUACGACGGUCAGCUCGAAACUCACUGACCCCAAAACGUCUGAGAUACAACGACAUUACUACGAAUCCGCGCGGCACCAAACGAAUUAAAGAUGAGCGUAAAGCUUCCGACAGUGAUCCUAAAGAAAAUGAACAGAUCGGCCUAUCCGAGUACGAGUUGGAACGGCUUGAGAACAUUCGACAGAACCAGGCCUUCCUCACAUCCCUGAACUUACCACAGGUAGCCGAGAUGCUGAAGCCAAAGAAGCCUACUCAGUUGGGCCUAAAGAGGGAAAAGGUUGUGAAAGAGGUCCUUCCUGCAAGGAAAUCAUUGCGUCUACAGCACAAAGAUGUAGAGUCCACAGACGUGGCGAAUCUCCCAGCUGAACUUAAAGAGGAGCAGGUGGUGCGUAGUCUGAAGGGGCCUGUCCCAAUGUGUCCAGUGAAUUUGGAGGAGGAUAGCCCACUGCCAGAGACUCUUCUCCAUCUGUGGACUGAGGAGCCUGUGAAGUGUGAAAGGAAGAAGACCGUGGACCUGAAGAUGUACAAGGAAAGCCUGCAGAGGAUGCGUAUAAAUGAGGACCGCGUGGUGAAGGUGGUAAAGGAUCGCAUCUUCUCCGCCGCGUUCCACCCGUGUGCCAGCAGUCUGCUCAUGGCCGCCGGGGACAAGUGGGGCCGAGUGGGCGUCUGGAACCUGGAUGCCGGUUGGGGAGACAAUGGAGUUCUGCUGUUCGAACCUCACACUAGGCCGAUCACCUGUAUGACCUUCUCCAGGUCACGACCUUCGACCCUGAUCACUACUAGUUAUGAUGGCGCAGCACGGGCAGGAGACAUCGAACGAGCUGUGUUUGAAGAGGUCUACCGCUCUGAUGAAGGGCUGAAGGGCUUUGACUUCCUGUCACAUGACUUUACUACUCUGCUCAUUGGAGACGCAGGAGGAGAUGUUGCUAUUGUCGACACACGGACCCCAGGGAUAUCCCAUGAAUCUCUGCACACUCUGGACCCAAAGACUUUGCGCAGUGUCCAUGUCCACCCCAUGCAGAAGCAGUAUUUUGUGGUGACUGACAGCAGUGGGGCUCACAUCUAUGAUGUGCGGAACCUGAACAAGAAGUCCAGCAAGCCCGUGUCCACUCUGAACGGCCAUUCCCGCAGUGUGUCCUACGCCUACUUCUCCCCAGACACGGGAAACCGAGUACUCACUACCUGCAUGGACGACAAACUCAGGGUGUUUGACACGUCACAGCUGGUCUCCUCAGCUCCUCUGAUGACCACCAUUAGGCACAGCACACACACGGGUCGCUGGCUGUCCAAGCUGCAGGCAGUGUGGGACCCGAGGCAGGAGGACUGCUUUGUGGUCGGCAGCCUGGAGCGGCCGCGCAGGGUCAAGGUGUUCCACGAGAGCGGACAGCUGGCACACGUGUUCGAGAGCCCAGACUACCUGACGACAGUCUGCUCAAUCACAGCCUUUCACCCCAGCAACGGAGCGCUGCUCGGGGGCAACGCCAGUGGCAGGCUCCACGUCUUCACCUAGGCCUCCGCCCCGACAACCAUCUCAUCACUUCCUGUCACAUCCACACCACUUCCUUUGCUCUGUUUGCAUCAGUUUCAUAAAAUCAGUUGUUUUACAAAACAACAAACACUUGUUUACCA